Pelobates fuscus (common spadefoot toad) is the source of this 1871-nucleotide messenger RNA. RefSeq names its product prostaglandin reductase 3 (gene PTGR3). Gene Ontology annotation, molecular function: zinc ion binding. The coding region runs from base 185 to 1387 and encodes 400 amino acids. The record is from RefSeq and is a predicted model, not a curated record. The transcript has 3 exons. Gene Ontology annotation, cellular component: mitochondrion. Lineage: Eukaryota; Metazoa; Chordata; Amphibia; Anura; Pelobatidae.
AGCUGCAGUCCAGAUCCAUGCUUUCUGUCCGUGUUCUCCACACAAUUGUUCACUGGCUGCUCCCCUAUAAGAUGUGCUUCCCUUUGCUUGAACAGCAGCAGCAGGCUGGGUGCCUGAUCCGGCCUGUGUGUAGUCAGCAAGCUGCAGUAGGACACGGCUCAGAGUGCAAAGUGCAGAGCCUGUCAUGAGUUUCCUUCGCACUAAGGCAGGCUUCAGGUUGCUGGGUCAAGGUUGGCAGCAUAUAAACCCAAAGCCUGUGAUCUGUCACUCAUUUGGUGCUCGGCCUAUUGUGGACAUGUCCUAUUCCCACCACUUUGUGGAUUUUCACGGCUCCUCUAUCCCCAGUUCUAUGAAAAAGCUGGUGGUCACCGAGCUCAGCCCUAACUUCAAAAAGGCAGUUACCUUAAUUCCCGAUGCCCCCGUGCCAGUGCCUGGGGACGGAGAUCUUCUCAUCAGAAAUCGAUUUGUUGGUGUCAAUGCGUCGGACAUAAACUUUUCUUCUGGUCGCUAUGCUAUCUCCACGAAACCUCCUUUUGAUGCUGGAUUUGAAGGCAUUGGCGAAGUAGUAGGUCUGGGCCUGAGUGCCAGUAAAACGUAUGCAAUUGGUCAGCCAGUAGCCUAUAUGGCAAAUGGCUCCUUUGCCGAAUAUACAGUUGUACCUGCAAAGGUGGCAAUUCCAGUGCCUUUUGUAAAACCAGAGAUCUUAACUCUUCUUGUCAGUGGCACAACCACUUAUAUCAGUCUCAAGGAGAUGGGACAAUUGUCUGAAGGAAAGAAAGUUUUGGUCACAGCAGCAGCUGGUGGGACAGGACAGUUUGCUGUGCAGAUUGCAAAACAAGCCAAAUGCUAUGUUAUUGGAACCUGCUCUUCUGAUGAAAAGGCAGGAUUUCUAAAAUCGCUUAACUGUGAUCUUCCAAUCAACUAUAAAACUGAAAAUGUUGGUUCAGUUAUAAAGAAGAGGUUUCCAGAGGGUGUAGAUGUUGUAUAUGAGUCUAUCGGAGGGGAAAUGUUUGAUAUGUCAGUCAACUGUUUAGCUUUAAAAGGUCGCCUUAUCAUUAUUGGUUUCAUCUCUGGCUACCAAUCAUCUAAGGGUAUCUUACCGGUUAAAACUAGCUCUUUACCUGCUGUUUUACUUAGAAAAUCUGCCAGUAUCCAUGGCUUUCUGCUGUUCCAUUACCUCUCUGAAUAUAGAGAAGCAAUUACAUCUUUAUUGAAACAGUACCAAACUGGAGAGCUGGUUUGUGAAGUAGACAAUGGGGACCAAACUCCAGAAGGCAGGUUCGUAGGCUUGGAGUCUGUCUUCCGCGCUGUAGAUUAUAUGUACAUGGGAAAAAACAUAGGAAAAAUUGUAGUUGAAUUACCUCACCCUGUCAACAGCAAGCUGUAAAAACAGAACAAUGAUAUAAAUCACAAGAGAAAAUGGUUCUUUCUCCUUGAGAAUGUCUAAAACAUGUUGUUGCUAAUGGAUAGUAUAUUAAAACCAGUAUCAAGGUGUUGGUAAAAAGUUUUCAUUUCAGGAAAAAAAAAAUCUUAUUAAUUUAAAGGCAUGGAUUUGGUAGGCCACCAGUUAACCUCUCCAAAACCACAACUGUCUAUAAUACCAGUAUUUGUGCAUUAAUAUAUUUAUGGAUGAUUGUAAAGAUUUUUCGAUCACAGCUGGUGAUUAUAUUCUAUAGAAUGUAUACAUUUCAUGCAGAUUUGCUAGGUAUAUUUUGAAAAAAGAUAACUUGUGAUUAAUUAGUUUGGCUUUCUUACUUUACAGAAUAAAUUGAAGGUCCUACUUUUAAAGGGACCUUAGAAUUAACAGUAUAGAAUACUAAAUAUCUAUGCAGUUUUGAAUUUCUAUGCAUUUUGAAAUUAAUGUAAUUUGU